This is a messenger RNA of Capsicum annuum, 1725 nucleotides long. Its product is annotated as tetratricopeptide repeat protein 5. Gene Ontology annotation, molecular function: protein binding. The record is from RefSeq and is a predicted model, not a curated record. The transcript is spliced from 13 exons. Bases 288 to 1556 code for a protein of 422 amino acids. NCBI's taxonomy places the organism in Eukaryota, Viridiplantae, Streptophyta, Magnoliopsida, Solanales, Solanaceae.
GGAAAGAGUAUAAUAUUUUAUACUUAAUAAGAAAAAAUGUCCUAAAUUGACAAAUUUAUUCAAAACACGCCAAGAAAAAAUAAUUCAAAAUUAGUAAAUUCUCAUGAGAUGGGAGUAUUACUUCAAUUAAUCACCAUUAAAAUGAUUUUUCUUUUGAAAAAAGUUAAUACUAAUAUUAAAUCUAAUUUGGUAAUUAAGUGAAAAAAGGCACUAUAUAUAAGUCAAAUUCAUUUUGGAAUUUUGUAUUAUAACCUUCCGUUAAUUAACCUCGAGCCAAAUCGCCGGAAAUGAGCAUUUCAACCGGAGAAGUUGCCGGCGCCGGAGAUGAGUUGUAUGUAAAGGCAACUGCAGCCGCCGAUGAACUUUACAACUUUCGCGAUAACUAUUUUCCGUUAACUCCGGAGGAGAGAAUCUCCAAAUUGCAAAAUCUAUCUGAUCUAGCUCUUCAAAUCCUCGAUAAAAUUCCUAUAGAAAAGAGGAAAUUGCCGCUUCAACGUGCCACCUAUGAGUAUUUGAGAGGGAAAAUAUUGGAUGCUGUUCCAGUAUAUAAGAAGGAAGCAGAGGAUCAUUUGUCGAAAGCUGUUAAGUUGAAUCCGUCUCUUGUGGAUGCUUGGCUGUGCCUAGGUAACUGCAUUUGGAAGAAAGGAGAUUUAAAUGCAGCUAAAAACUGCUUUACAUUUGCUCUUGGCAAGGGUCCAAAUAAGAAUAUUCUAUGUCAACUAUCAAUGCUUGAAAGAAAACUGGCUCAAGAUGCUGAAAAUCCAGAAGAAAUUGUUGAUGAAAGCAUCAAACAUGCCAGGGAAGCAAUCACUUUGGAUGUCAAGGAUGGAUAUUCUUGGUAUAACCUAGGAAAUGGAUUUCUCACUUCUUUUUUUGUCACGGGAGCAUGGGACCACAGUAAGCUUCUACAAUCAUUAAAAGCAUACCAGAAUGCUGAAAGAGAUGAAAAAAUGAAGUCAAAUCCUGAUCUGUACUACAAUUGUGCCACUGUGAACAAAUAUCUAGAGAAUUAUGAGAGGGCCCUUACUGGAUUUGAAGCUGCUGCCUUAAUGGAUCCUGGUCUUAAUGCUAUGGAGGAUGCCCGAAUGAUGGUUCUGCUUCUUGACAAAUUAGACUAUUUGCUUCGGGGUCCGAUUAAGGCUAAGCGGCUUUCAUCCCUAUCAUCGCUUGCCACAGUUGAUUUGAGUCAUUCAUACAAAAGAGCAACCAUGGAUCUCCUAUCUGAAGGUCUAAAUAAAGGAAUUGCAAUCACAGGGAAAGUUUUGUUCUUUGCUAAGAAUGAGAGUUUGGCUCCAUUAUGCUAUGUGCUAUCCGAUGCCUAUCACACAUGUUACGUAAUUACAGUGUAUGGUAUACGCAAUGAUGCUAUUAAAGAAGGAGAUCAAGUCACCUUAUUGGAGCCUUUCUACCGCUUUGUUGAUUUUUCUUGGAAAGGAAAGCAUUACCAAUUCAAAUCAGUGCGAGUGGAUUUUGUCGAACAAGUUCUUGUAAAUGGAAAAUGCCUGACUCCUCAUCAUGCAGUUCAUACGUCAAUCUACGCGCAACUCAAGGCAUGAUGAAUCUAUAAUCUUCUCUUGUAAAUGUAAGCUACCAAGUAAAAAUUGGCAAUUUCUUCACUGUGAAUUGAUUUUCUUGUAAAUACUGAUAUGUGCGUAAAACAGCUCAUCAGAAUUUGAGUGCUUAUUCAACGACCCGCCAAACAAAUGUACUGGGUUUUUUUGGUUC